Messenger RNA from Phycodurus eques (leafy seadragon), 913 nucleotides. RefSeq lists its product as uncharacterized. Lineage: Eukaryota; Metazoa; Chordata; Actinopteri; Syngnathiformes; Syngnathidae. The transcript has a single exon. The record is from RefSeq and is a predicted model, not a curated record. Bases 311 to 883 code for a protein of 190 amino acids.
ACAUUUAGCAUCCAUUUGCACUCCCAACCCAAUCCCCCCCCCCUCACUGACCGUGCGUUUGGCCGCUCGUCUAACUCUCCCCCGGUUGCCGUGUCCCUAACCAGUCGCGACACGUCACCUCGUUGCCGACCGUGUUCCGACUUUAGAACUUCCGGGGCGAGACGACGCGUUGCGGGCCGCCCUACGAGAAGAACUGAACGUCGUCAACGAGAAGACGGAGGCCAGAAGGGUCGCUCGCGUCGCCCUCUCCGAGAUCAAAACGCUCCUCGCCGAGGACGACCCGGGCGAGGAGACGGCCUGGCGGCUGAAGAUGAAGACGCUGGAGGUCACCCGGGAAACACUCAAGCUGGAGAAGGAGAGGAUUGGGCUGGAAAGGGAGCGGAUGGAGGUGGAGACCAGGAGGAUGGAAGUGGAGAGGGAAAAGAUGGAGUGGGAAAAAGAAAGGAGGGCGCGGGAAAAAGCAGAAAAGGGAAGCUUGGAGCGGGAGAAGGCGGACGAAGAGAAGCCGGAGCGAGAGAGACUCGCUUUCGACGAAGCCACGGAAGAGAGGGAGCGCUCGGCCGGAGAGGGAGGGAAGGAAAGGGAGAGGCUCGCCGGAGACGUGGAGCGGCCGCGCAAAGAAAAAGAGGCGGCCGAGAAAGAGCGCCUCGUUCGAGAGAGCGAUCGACUGGCUCAGGGCGAGGAGAGCGCCGGCGGGGAGGAGGAGCGAGCGCGCGACGAGGCCGCUCGGGACCGGACGGAAGCCGAGCGUCCCGACGCCAGGAAGGCGAACGCCACUCAGGCUCCGGAGGAGAAAAGUCGGCGCGCCGGCGGCGUGACGGCCGGCAGGAGGGAGAAGGUCGCGGUCGCCGACAAGAUGGCUGCCGGCGGCAAGAAGAAGUAAAUGCUUCCUGUGCUCCUGUUUGUUUUUCUU